This is a messenger RNA of Nycticebus coucang (slow loris), 2344 nucleotides long. RefSeq names its product early growth response 4 (gene EGR4). Gene Ontology annotation, molecular function: RNA polymerase II cis-regulatory region sequence-specific DNA binding; DNA-binding transcription factor activity, RNA polymerase II-specific. The record is from RefSeq and is a predicted model, not a curated record. Bases 74 to 1840 code for a protein of 588 amino acids. The transcript is spliced from 2 exons. Gene Ontology annotation, biological process: regulation of transcription by RNA polymerase II. NCBI's taxonomy places the organism in Eukaryota, Metazoa, Chordata, Mammalia, Primates, Lorisidae.
GGAGUCCCCGGCACACAUCCUGUGUCCAUGUUUGGGCAAUUACGUCACGGCGGCAAGGCCGGGGCCUCCCGAAAUGGCAGUGGCCCGGGGAGUCGGAAGCCCGGAGCCAGCGCCGCCGCAGCUAUAUAAAUGGGGGGGCUGUGGGUUGGGGGAGCCUGGCUACGCUUUGGAGAGGCGAAGAGCCGCUACCCGAGGCCGGUGCGAGCGAACGAGGGAGCCGCGGCCCCCCAACUUCCUUCCCACUGGUGAGCUCCUGGAGCCAGGAGCCCGGGCGCCUGGGUUUGCGCGCAGUAGGGCACCCAGACCGUCGGCCUCCCUGCCACCCGCGCGCCCCAAAGCCCAGCGGGCAAAGCCCCGGGCGCCCCACAGUCGCCGCCGCGCCAUGCUCCACCUCGGCGAGUUUUCCGGUUCCGACGCGCUCCUCGUCAAGUCCACAGAAGGCUGUUGCGCCGAACCCAGUGCCGAAUUGCCCCGGCUGCCCGCCAGGGACGCUCCCGCGGCUGCUGGAUACCCCGGAGCAGGCGACUUCUUGAGCUGGGCUCUGAGCAACUGCGGCGCCGGGGGGGACUUAGCCGACUCCUGCUUCCUGGAGGGUCCUGCACCCACACCCCCUCCCAGCCUCAGCUACAGCGGUAGCUUCUUCAUUCAGGCGGUGCCCGAACACCCGCACGAUCCGGAGGCACUCUUCAAUCUCAUGUCGGGCAUUUUAGGUCUGGCACCCUUCCCUGGCCCUGAGGCUGCAGCAUCCCGGUCCCCGCUGGAUGCUCCGUUUCCCACGGGCCCCGACGCCUUGUUGCCAGGUCCUCCGGACCUUUACUCCCCGGAUCUGGGCGCUACUGCCUUUCCAGAGGCGCUCUGGGAGGCCUCGCCUUCCACAGGCGCCCCUUCGCAGUGCCUCUAUGAGCCUCAGCUAUCUCCACCCGACGUCAAACCGGGUCUCAGGGCGCCUCCGGUCUCUCCAGCGCUGGACGCUGCCUCGGUCUUCAAGGGUCCCUACGCGCCCUGGGAGCUGCUUUCUGUUGGGGCCCCAGGGAACUGUGGGUCACAGGGAGGCUACCAGGCGGCCCCCGAGGCACGUUUUCCCUCUGUAGGGACCAAGAUUGAGGACCUACUGUCCAUCAGCUGCCCUGCGGAGCUGCCAGCCGGCCCAGCCAACAGACUCUAUCCUACAGGAGCCUACGAUGCUUUCCAGCUGGCCCCUGGUGACUUAGGGGAAGGGGCCGAGGGCCUCUCAGGGCUUCUGACCCCUCCUAGUGGGGAGGGAGGGAGUAGCGGCGACGGCGGAGAUUUUCUGGCUGGUACACAGCCUCAGCUUUCCCCGCUAGGCCUUCGCAGCACCGCUUCGGGGGACUUCCCGAAACCUCUAGUGGCGGACAUCCCUGGAAGUAGUGGCGUGGCUGCGCCACCCGUGCCUCCGCCGUCCGCCCCUUUCCCCCCGGCCAAGGCGCGGCGCAAGGGGCGCCGGGGCGGUAAGUGCAGCGCGCGCUGCUUCUGCCCGCGGCCCCACGCCAAGGCCUUCGCUUGCCCUGUGGAGAGCUGUGUGCGGAGCUUUGCGCGCUCCGACGAGCUCAACCGCCACCUGCGCAUCCACACGGGCCACAAGCCUUUCCAGUGCCGUAUCUGCCUCCGCAACUUCAGCCGCAGCGACCACCUCACCACGCACGUGCGCACCCACACUGGCGAGAAGCCGUUUGCCUGCGACGUGUGCGGCCGCCGCUUCGCGCGCAGCGAUGAGAAAAAACGGCACAGCAAGGUGCACCUCAAGCAGAAGGCGCGUGCGGAGGAGCGGCUCAAGGGCCUCGGCUUUUACUCCCUGGGCCUCUCCUUCGCCGCCCUGUGAGCAAGAGAUGGUUUCUGGGUUGGGGCGCCGCCGCCCGGCGCGCACAAGAAGUUACGGAUGGUUCCCCUACUUGCUUUUCUUCCAACUGUUCCUCGCACGUCCCAGGGCGGGCCUGCGUCCCGCUUCCAGUUCCGUUGAAGUGCCCGCUGCAAACGUCCUGUUCAGCACCAGCUCCGUGGACAGCUCCCCCGUCCGGACGCCGUCUCCUUAGCAGUGCUUUGGGGAGGAAGUUCCCUCAGGUCAUACACCGUGGGACUCAAGACAGUCUUUUGUAACUGGCGCACGCCAUACACCCUCAAUCCCCUCAGAGACAGGCUGGGGCAGGGCCGAGCCGAUCUCGUGCAGGACUUUGUACAGCAGUGUCGUUUCCAGCAGCCAUUGGAUGUAACGUUUUGCUUUGGGUUUUUUUUCUUUUUUGUUGUGGUUAAUUUUUGUAAAGCAGACGCUACUCUCAAGUAGUUAACAAAACUGUUUAUUUUUGCAAUUAAAAUUAUUGUGCUAAAA